Sinocyclocheilus rhinocerous is the source of this 1412-nucleotide messenger RNA. RefSeq names its product prostaglandin E receptor 1a (subtype EP1) (gene ptger1a). Gene Ontology annotation, molecular function: prostaglandin E receptor activity; thromboxane receptor activity. Gene Ontology annotation, cellular component: plasma membrane. NCBI's taxonomy places the organism in Eukaryota, Metazoa, Chordata, Actinopteri, Cypriniformes, Cyprinidae. Bases 162 to 1283 code for a protein of 373 amino acids. The transcript is spliced from 3 exons. The record is from RefSeq and is a predicted model, not a curated record. Gene Ontology annotation, biological process: adenylate cyclase-activating G protein-coupled receptor signaling pathway; positive regulation of cytosolic calcium ion concentration; inflammatory response.
UCUUUUGUUUACAAAAUAUUACAUAAAGUUUUUUAACUUUUACGCACGCAGGCAAUCUUGUUUUUUUUUACAUGAUGCUUUAAUCCCAAUGGAUAUUCGUUAAUGACGCAGCUCUACAUGAAGAUGGGAGCCCCGCACCCAAACACUCCUCUGAGUUAGCCAUGCAUCACUGCAAUUCAUCAGGCGCUGCGCCACUCAGCCCAUUUUCCAAUGACAGUCAAUGGGAAGGACAGCCGACCUCUCCAUCACUUGCCGACUCCGAGAAUGUCACCUCGGAGAGAGCGAUCCUGAGCGGCCCUAUAGCUGCGAUGCUCUCGAUGACCCUGGGGAUCCUGUCUAACAUUGUGGCUUUACUCAUCCUGGCAAACGCAUACGCCCGCCUACGUCGACGAUCCAAGGCAUUUCUCCUGUUCGCCAGCUCUUUGGUGGCCACGGACUUUGUGGGGCAUGUCAUACCUGGUUCAAUAGUUAUGAGGCUGUAUCUUUCUGGAGGUGUACCCUCUGAAGAAUACAACCGGGCGGACCCAUUAUGCCAGUUUCUAGGAGGCAGCAUGGUGUUUUUCGGACUGUGUCCGCUCUUUCUUGGUUGCGCCAUGGCAGCUGAGAGGUGUUUAGGGGUGACAAAGCCACUGCUCCAUGCUUCGCUGGUUACAACCACAAGGACUAAGCUCUCACUUUCUGUUAUCUGGUUAGCAGCUCUUUGUGUUGCUCUUCUGCCCUGCUUUCAGCUGGGUUCAUAUACCUACCAGUAUCCUGGAACCUGGUGUUUCAUUAAAGUGCUGGAGGACACAGAGAAGGCAGACGUGGCCUUUGUUAUGUUGUUCUCAGGACUGGGGUUGACAUCCCUUGCUGUUGCUUUGGUGUGUAACACCAUAAGUGGACUGACGCUAGUGUUAGCGAGGAUACGAAAGAAACCCUGUAACCGUCGAUCAGCUAGAUCCCAUGAUAUUGAGAUGGUGGUGCAACUUGUAGGCAUAAUGGUCACAUCUUGUAUCUGCUGGAGCCCUCUUCUGAUUGUUGGCCUAAUUACAGUGAAACAGUCAUACGAGGGCUCUAUUGGAGAUGACCUUGCCACCUUUAAGACCCUAAUGAUAAUGGGGGUGCGGAUAGCAUCCUGGAACCAGAUACUGGACCCAUGGGUCUACAUUCUUCUUCGUCGUUCCGUCCUCCAAAAGAUUUACUUCAUUACCAAACGUCCAACAGACUUUAAGGAAAGCACUUUUCGCUGCUGGGAGAUCCAUUCCUUCCCCAGCUCUGAGAAGAAUCCUGUCAGUAGAGUCUGAAUCUGAGUGUGCAUCAAUAACAACAGGAGGCCUACUCAGUGUCAGUCAGCUCUACCCCAGAGGAUCUCACUAGGCCCCUUUAUUACAGCAUGUACUGCAAUCGCUAUGUUAAAGGGGUCAUAUGAUGCU